Molecule: messenger RNA, 1569 nt
Organism: Scheffersomyces amazonensis
Lineage: Eukaryota; Fungi; Ascomycota; Pichiomycetes; Serinales; Debaryomycetaceae
Product: thioesterase-like superfamily-domain-containing protein
Exons: 1
Coding region: 207-1235 (342 amino acids)
Biological process (GO): acyl-CoA metabolic process; fatty acid catabolic process
Cellular component (GO): peroxisomal matrix
Molecular function (GO): fatty acyl-CoA hydrolase activity
Source: RefSeq, a predicted model, not a curated record
AGGCUUUUAACCGUUGAUAUUUUCAACAAUAUCCAUCGUAUAGAAGUACUUGUGCAACUGUUGGGUUGUAGACAUGUAUAUAUAAAUAUAAUAAUUAAUAUCGUCCUAUUUUUGUUAAGUUAACUUAGCUUAGUUUGAACUAAAUAUUUUAAUUAAUUAUAUAUUUAUUUAUUUAAUUAUUUAUAAUACAAUUUAAAUCAUCAAAUAUGUCCGCAGCAUUAUCGACUAAUAAUAUUAAAAGAGGUAGAAUGGAUUUUGCAUUUGAAGUGAAAACUAUUAUAAAUCCGGAAACAAAAGAAGUUGAAUAUUAUGAAGGAAUUAAACCUUUAAAUAAACCAACUCCAACUGCUAGAGGAGUAUAUGGUGGAAAUUUAUGUGGUCAAGCAUUAAUAGUUGCUUUAGAAUCUGUACCUGCUAAUUCAGGUUUAGUUCCUCAUUCAUUACAUUCAUAUUUUGUUAAAGCAGGUGAUGAUAAAAUACCUUGUCAAUAUAAAGUAGAAAAAUUAAGUGAUGGAAGAAAUUUUGCUAAUAGAUUAAUCCGAGUUUUUCAAAAUGAUGAAUUAAAAUAUAUUAUAAUGGUAAGUCUUACUAAGAAGAAUUCAAUGGAUAAAGCUAGAAAAGACUAUCAUCAGAAUAAUGAUACAGUAAAGAAGCCUCCACUACCUAUUGAAUUUCAAAAGGAAGUUGAUUCUACAUUUUAUAAAUAUCUGUUAAAUGAUUUACCAACUCAAUUCAGUUAUGAUACUUCGGGAGUAUUGGAAUAUAAAUUCCCACCAAAUUAUAUUGAUCCUAAAUUUAAUGAAAAUGAACAUUUAUUACAACCAGGUGAUAGAUCAUUAUCAUUUUGGAUUAGAGUAAAUGAUAAUACCCCUGGAAAAUCAUCAACUGCUGCUAAAUUUGCUGGUUUUGGUGUUUUGAGUGAUUCAGUGUAUUUAUCAUCAUUAGGUCGUAUAUUGCAUUUGCCUAACUAUAAUAAUGGAUUACCAUUAGGAGCUUUAGGUACUGAAGAAGUUCAUUUCUUUUCAUUAUCAUUAGAUCAUUCUAUAUAUUUUCAUGAUGAAUAUUUUGAACCAAAAGAUUGGAUUUAUGUUACAUUCUCAGCACCAAAAUUAAGUAAUAAUAGAGCAUUAUUAACAGCACAUUAUUAUGAUCAAACUGGUAGAUUAUUUGCAACCAUUGUUCAAGAAGGUUUAGUAUUUUUCCGUAAUGGAUCUGAAUAUAAAGCUAAAUUAUAGACUCUCAGGAGAGACAUGGUUGCUAUUUAAUUUUAUGCAUUUUAUAUAAUGUUAAACUAUUUAUUUUAUUUCUAUUUCUAUUUCUAUUUUUAUUUAUUAAAGCUUAUAUAAACAAAUAAUUCAAUGGAUUUUUCAAGUCCGAAAUAUACACUAUAAAUAACUAAAAAUAAUAUUAGAGCCCCGUUUGUUUAUGCAACUUGAUAAUUACGAUUGUUCAGAUUACGAAGUUUACGAAACGGUUCGAUUUGCAGUCGGUAAUAAAAAUAUCGCACAAAAUAAUUAACUCCAGAAAUAUCAUAUGCCGAGGUACAACUGAAGAUCAUAUUCAUAAUUA